Molecule: messenger RNA, 3247 nt
Organism: Drosophila serrata
Lineage: Eukaryota; Metazoa; Arthropoda; Insecta; Diptera; Drosophilidae
Gene: mof
Product: males absent on the first
Biological process (GO): regulation of DNA-templated transcription
Cellular component (GO): NSL complex; MSL complex; NuA4 histone acetyltransferase complex
Molecular function (GO): histone H4K16 acetyltransferase activity
Source: RefSeq, a predicted model, not a curated record
UCCGUCAAGCGUUUUGCAUUUUCUUUCGUCGAAAAAAAGGCGCAAUUUCCAAUUGAUUUUCGAGUAAAUAAGAAAGCAGCAUGUCCGACGCCGAGCUCGAACAGACGCGCGUUGGCCACGUGGAGGAGCAGCAGCAGCACCAGCAGCAGCGGCAGCUGGACGAGGAGAAGGAACAAGAGCCGGAGCAGCCGUCGGAGGAGGGCUCUAGGUAUGUUUACUCAAUGGACGCGGGACCGCCGCGGACGCCGGUUCAGGAUGCGGCGGCUGAGUUGACCGCCAGCCUAGAUGUCAGCGGCUCCGAUCAGUCGGCGGAUCAGUCCCUGGACCUCAGCAACAACACACAAACGACGGAGACGUCCGCCGAGGGCGAGCCGCCCAGCAAGCGGGAACGACGCGACACCAGUCCCAGCAAUACCUCCAGUUCAUCCAGCGGCGGCGGCGGCAGUAGUUCACGCUAUGAUGACAUCAGUGAGGUGGAGGAGGGCGAGCAGGAGACGCCACAGCAGCAGAGGCCACCGGAGCCGCUGGAGGAACCGCUGCAAGAGCAAAUAAUAGAGCAGGAGCCGCCGGAACAGGAACAGACAUUGGAGCAGAAAGGAUUAAUGGAGCAGGAACAAAUAAUGGAGCCGGGGCACGAACAAGAACUGCAGCCCGAGCCAGAGCCCGAGCCGGAGCCAGAGCAGGAGGCGGAGCUGACGGAAACUCAAGAGGAGGAACAAGUGCCGGAGCCGCAGCAAGGCGAGGAAGUAAUGCAGGAACCAAAUCACGCAGAGGAACAGGAGCCAGAGGCUGAAGUCGAGGUGGGACACGACAUGGAAACCGACGACGAGCCCUCCUCGAGUACGGUGAUUCAUGUGGCGGCCACCGGCUACACUGUCGAUCCCGAUGCCCCCACCAAAGCCAUUGUCACCGAGGUGGUCACCAUACCGGCGCCGCUGGGCUUCAAGGCGCUGGGCAAACUGCCAACGGAGGUCCCCGAGACUCCCGACUCGCCGACGGACGAUGGUGGCGAAGAGCCGCCGCCGUACCUGCAGGCACAGGUGCAACAGGCCCUCAUGCCGCUCCGCCUGGCAUUGCGAGAUCCCCGCCAGCGCAACAUGCCGCCGCCCAUUCAGCCACCACCGCCACCUCCGUCCGCGUCGUCAUCGGCGUCGCUGCCCAACCGGACGGCGCUCGGGGCCAAUGUCGAGACCAUUUCGAGCGACAGCAGCGAGGAGACUUGCAGUGACGAGGACGAGGAGGAGGAAGUGGAGGACGAGGAGGACGAGGAUGAGGACGGCAUGACCGUGGAGCACGACAGUACCACCUCGGAGACCAUGACCACAGUGAUAAGCGGCGAUCCCAUGAUGCAGAAGAUAGAUGUAAGUGAGGACCCCGAGAAGAUCUACUACAUAAGGCGGGAUGACGGCACCGUCCACCGUGGCCAGGUGCUGCAGUCGCGGACGACGGAGAACGCGGCCACGCCGUACGAGUACUAUGUGCACUAUGUCGGCCUAAAUCGGCGCCUGGAUGGCUGGGUGGGCAGGCAUCGCAUAUCGGACAAUGCCGACGAUUUGGGUGGCAUUACGGUGAUGCCACAGCCACCGCUGGCCUCGGACCAGCCCAGCACCAGCCGGGAGAUGCUGCAGCAACAGCAGCAGGCAGUGGCAGCGGCGGCAAGCAGUGCCGGCUCCGCCCAGCGGCCGAACCGGUCGGGACUCAACCGGGACUACUAUCUGUCGCCGUGCGAGAAUAAUCGGUAUGAUUACAGCGACCGGAAGAUGACGCGCUACCAGAAGCGGCGCUACGACGAGAUCAACCACGUCCAGAAGAGCCAUGCCGAGCUGACGGCCACCCAGGCGGCGGCGGAGAAGGAGCACGAAUCUAUCACCAAGAUCAAGUACAUUGACAAGCUGCAGUUCGGCAACUACGAGAUCGACACCUGGUACUUCAGUCCCUUCCCCGAGGAGUUUGGCAAGUCGCGGACGCUGUACGUGUGCGAGUAUUGCCUGAAGUACAUGCGGUACCGCCAGAGCUAUGCCUACCACCUCUACCAGUGCGACCGCCGGCGUCCGCCGGGGAGGGAGAUCUACCGCAAGGGCCAGAUAUCCAUAUUCGAGGUGAACGGGAAGGAGGAGCCGCUCUACUGCCAGCUGCUCUGCCUGAUGGCCAAGCUCUUUCUGGACCACAAGGUUCUGUAUUUCGACAUGGACCCGUUCUACUUUUACAUCCUCUGCGAAACGGACCGUGAGGGCAGCCACAUUGUCGGCUACUUUUCCAAGGAGAAGAAGUCUAUGGACAACUAUAAUGUGGCCUGCAUCCUGGUCCUGCCACCGCAUCAGCGCAAGGGAUUCGGUAAGCUGCUAAUAGCUUUCAGCUACGAGCUGUCCCGCAAGGAGGGCGUCAUCGGUAGCCCGGAGAAGCCACUGUCGGAUCUGGGACGCCUGAGCUACCGCAGCUACUGGGCGUACACGCUGCUGGAGCUGAUGAAGAACCGCUGCUCGCCGGAGCAGACGACAAUCAAGGAGCUGAGCGAGAUGAGCGGCAUCACGCAGGAGGACAUAAUCUAUACGCUGCAAUCGAUGAAGAUGAUCAAGUACUGGAAGGGCCAGAAUGUGAUCUGUGUGACGGCCAAGACCAUCCACGAUCACCUCCAGCAGCCGCAGUUCAAGCAGCCGAAGCUGACCAUCGAUCUGGAUCGGCUGGACUGGAAGCCGCACAGCGCCUAUGUGUCGCGGAUAAUGCCGGGCGUUACCUUCUAGUAUCCGGCGCGGGAUCCGAUCCCGCAGCAGUGUUCCGAAGUUAUAUUGAUCGAGUAAUCCAUUUUUUUUUUCUAGCUUGUAAGCACCUUAAAUUACCUUAACUAGAUGUGCAAAAAAUGCGUAUGUAGAUCAAAUAUCUAUAUAUCCAUCCACUGCAGGAUCCCAUCAGAGAUUUUCAGAGAGCAAUAGUUGAAUAUUCUCAAGAGCUAAAAACACGUUUAUAAUUUAAAUUGAAUACCUUAUUUUUUGUAGCCCCUGAACGCUAAAAUGUUAAUUUCAGCCUAGUCACUAUUGUUCUUUACAAAAAUCAGCAAAAACUAAAAAAAAUAUAUGUACACAUAUGUAUCUUAAAGAUUUCCACUGUGUUGUCUGGAGGUCUGUGGGAAGUUUGCUUUUGUAAAUAUUCCGCAUUUCUGUAUAUUACAAAUUCUUCGUUACAUUAACGUCGUACAUCUCUUUAUAAACAAGUGUAUAUCCCUGGAAAUUGGGAUAUAUAUAUAUAUUUA